Pelobates cultripes (western spadefoot toad) is the source of this 38039-nucleotide messenger RNA. NCBI's taxonomy places the organism in Eukaryota, Metazoa, Chordata, Amphibia, Anura, Pelobatidae. The record is from the annotation of a GenBank genome assembly.
AGUAAGUUGAGUAAACCCUUACUCUGCUAAGGGAAUCCUGCUCUUUAUGUUGGGUUUGUAACCAGUGGGUAGAAUUAGGCUUGAUAAAGACACUCUCUGAGUCAAAAUGAAAUUAUUUAGAAUAAAGGAUUAUAGAGGAUUUAGUUAUUGAAUUAAGUCAGGUUACAGAGUUCUCCUGUUUGCUGUGUGUGUUAUCACUGACAGAUAUUACACAAUCAAGUAUGCAAUGCUACGAUCAACAGACAGACCCAGUAUUUUUAUCAUCUUUAGAUUAUGCAGAGUAUUGCCUUGCGUGACAUAAGCACUAUAUUGUCUAAAAAGAGAUAACAUUUGAACAGUUGAAUAUCUUAGUUUGAGAGCAGUGAAUGCUGACUUCCAGAAUGGUUGCCGUACACUAUUUUGUCUCUGUGUUGGUUUGUGUCAGCUAUGCCCAAAGUUUAGAGAGAUUUAUUGCAGCAGUCUAUGAACAUGCUGUUAUACUACCAGACAGUACACAGACCCCUGUUACAAAACAAGAAGCCUUGGAACUCAUGAACAGGAACAUAGACAUCUUGGAAAAUGCAACCAAAGCAGCAGCACAGCAGGUAGUAUAUAUGUUUUAUAUACAAUCAAUUUACUAUGUACAGGUUAUAAUCAAAGAUAGCAAAAACAAAGCUAUGUGAGCAGAGAUAACACAUCUGGUAAUUUAUAAUCCAUUAUUAUUAUUUUUGCUAACCCUCUCCAUUAACCCUCUUUUUAUUUACCUACUUAUUUACCCAAACGCAUUAAAAAAAAUAAUCCGAUUUUAGAUUACCUGCAAUACUGUUUCAGGGUGACAGGUAAGUCUCAUGAUAACAAUUCAGUGCAUAUUGCAGUUAAGAUCAUAUAAUCAUAUUAAGUGGUGAAUUACCUCACUGUUUGGAUACCAACCUCAAGCUAACACUGUGCAAUUGAAAAACUAGCUAUAACAUGCUAUAAUACAAAAGAGGGAACUUUAUAAUCCUUUAUGAGCUAUGCAUAAAAAAUCGUGUGAACAGAUUAUGAAACAAAUAUACUGGGUAGGUGUGUACAGGUGUGUUAGACGUUUAGCUUUGAUUCAAUAUUUUUCUUUGAGUUACUGAUUAUGUGGUUAUUACCAAUUGCUAUCUGUAUGAUGGUAGCACAAAUUUUCUUAUUGGUGAUAUUUCCAUUUUACAAUAUUUACUGUUGUGUAUAUAUAUGUAUAGUACAUUUCAGGGGUAUUUAGACUCCUUCAUAUUUUUCUUUUUUAUGUUACAGUCUUGCUACAAAGAAACCCCAGUUUUAUUGUGUUUAGUCUCACUACAAUCUUUUUGGCCCGGAUCUGGUCUCAAAGAGACUUCAUGAUGAUCCGGUGCCAUGAUGAUGAGAUCCAUCUGGUCAUUGAUUGUUUAGGAGUACAACCCAUGCUAGGGUUUAAAAAAAUGCUGUGCAUAAAACAGCAUCAAUUGCUAAGGGUACCUGCUAAAAUGCAGGAUGAAGUCAGAAAGACAAUGUCUGUCUGUGCUUAUUUUCAUGUUAAGCACAGAUAGUGGUGGAAAAGUCCAACUUGAGAUAGGCAGAUGAUGCGCACAAGUAAUAUAUACAAGUUUCAAAAAGGUAGAACACUCAGACUUCAAAAAAUAAGACUUAACUUAUUUACAGCUGUCUAAAAUGUCAAUGUUUCUGUUUUUAUACAGAACUAUCAUCAGGCCAAAUUACACAGUCAUAAAAUGUACACAUAUUAAUAUCCAUACGAAAAUGGGUGUUCCCUCCCUCCUAUAAGCCAGCUCUCAGAGCAGUGUGCAUGCCAGCUGGUUGUCAUAGCAAUCAAGAAGCCAGUAUGUGAUAAAACAUUAUCAUAGCUCAUGAUCGUCUUCUAAGUUUAGUAGCCAUCACAGAAAACUAAAUUGCCACAAAAAAAAGUUUUUCUAUAAAGUAGACAUCACUGGAUAUUUACCUAAGGGUAUUUUGACAUUUUCUAUGUAGCCAUUUAACUGUCAAUAGUCAAAUAGUAAAUUGUGUUUUUUUUUCUUUUACAUACACACAUAUAAGAAGGUUAUUUUAAUGUGUCUUUCAGAAACACCAAAUCUGUGCUACUCCUGUACAAAACCCCAAAUUGUGUUCAGCUAAAUGUUAUGUCAAUGUAUGCCUUUGAUACUAUCUUAUGAAGUUACAAUGCAAUUCAAGAGACCUGACUGUUUCAGUUUCUGCAGUUAACAUUUUGAUAGAUGGGUUUGAUGGGCUUAUGUCUUAUUUUCAGGCAUUACAGCAGUUCGACUGUUCAAAUAACCAAAUAUAGGCCUACCGUGUGUGAAAGUAGACACCCUAGGCUAUCUCAUAAGGUCUAUAUUGUGCCUUAACAUGCCUCCAUUUUUUCACUGGUCUAUGCUAGAGUUUAUGGUAAAAAAAAUAUUUUUUUUGCAUACACAUUACAUUUGUGCUGGGCAUAUUGUAAAUAUGAUAAAGUGGCAAGAAUAUGUAAACCCUUUGGAAUUAGUUGUUUUUCUGCUGGGCUGCAGAAUAAAAUAAAAAAAAGGUUAAAAAAAACAUUAUUAGGAUAUAACGGAAAUAACUAAUGACAACAAAGAAGUAGACAAAUGGGAAUAACUUCAUAAAAAGGUAAAUAAUGUUUAAACUAAGAAUAUAUGUGCAGUAACUGGAGGAGACAGUGGGCUACAUGAAAAUCCUUAUUAUGACAGUCUGAGAAACUAAAUUAGUUAUAAAACAAGACUAAAAAAAGCCUAGUGGGGUCCCCAUCCUGAUUACACUAUAGACUAAAGAAGAGGAGUGACAAAGGAGGGGAACAGAAAAAAUAAAUAAAGGUAUAAACAGAUGUUUACACUUAAACUAUAUUUUUCAAUGUUCACAUGUACAAAUUAUUGCAUCUUACUUUCAGGGUGCACAUUUAAUUGUUACACCUGAAGAUGGGAUUUAUGGCUGGCAGUUCAGCAGAGAAACUAUCAGUCCUUACCUUGAAGAUAUUCCAGAUCCUGACAUGAACUGGAUCCCAUGCAAUGACCCUAAAAGGUAAAUUAUAUGAAAAGAAAAUGCACUUAAAGUCAGCGGUGAUUAUGAGGAAAGCAAUGGGACAAGAAUUAGGGAUUAUUCUAGCCCUAGUGACUGAAUAAUCUAAAUUUUAUUAACGACAGGAGGCGAAUAUUUGCUUAUCUUUCUUUACUGAACCUCCCAGCAGCAAAGAAAUAGUUAACAAUAGUGUAAAAACAAUUCAACCAAUCAGAGUGUAUAACAGUAUUAUAUGAUGUCAUCAAACUCCUCCCAAGUCCUCUUUCUUGCUGUAGCCAACGAUAUCCGGGUAUCAACCAUGUAAACUAUAACUAUGAACCGUGACCAAUCCAAGGUCCUGAUGUAGUCAGCCAUGUAAACUUUCAACGGGAUUGAUGAAUCCAUAUAUCACAAGCGUUGGGAUUCUUCACACUAAAGGGAAGUAGAGAAAAAAACCAUGAGAGUAUAGGUUCUCAUAAUAGUUGAAUGCAAGUUUAUGGCAUGCAUACUAGGGACAGCAAUUUCAAUAGAUUUCAUGUAAAAUGAUGUUGAGUAUGUCAAACUCUUGGUGUUGUGGUGUAAACCUAUGACAGAUGAUGUGUGAAUGUGUUUGAAACAGAUCGACUAGAAUUUUUUUUUUUUUAGUAACUUACCUUAGGGCGGGUACAAAUGAUAAUGAAAAACAUUCGUUAAUAAAAUUUAGAUUAUUCAGUCACUAGGGAAUAAUCCCUAAUUUUAUGGCAAGACAGGAGGCUUUAUAUUUGCUGUUUUAACGCUCUUAUAUGAUAGAAGAUGCAGCAUGUGGCAUAGGUUUGAUAUAGAAUGUAUUAAAGGUGGAUUCACUGGUCCAAUCUGCAGACGACAAUGUCUGAGAGGGAACUACCCGCACGAAAGGCUGAGGAUGCGGCUGCUCCUCUGACUGAAUGCGUUCCAAAAGAGGAGUCAAUACCUGCUUGGGCUAGUAUCCAUCUGAUCCGUGCGACGGUGGGAGCGGACACCGGUUUGUGUGGUCUGACAUAGGAAACAAGAAGGGGUCCUGUAGGGGAACGCAGAGUGGUUGUGGCAUCUAUAUAGUGCCACAGAGCGCCACGCAAAGCGACUGUCUAUUCGGAAAGUAAGGGUAGAAUACAGAGGAGGAAUUAGUCUUCGUUCGCCUGGUGAUGUGAAAUUUAACGCCCUCAGGCGAAAAAACUACAGCAUGGAAAUCAAAUGCUCGAAUGUCGGAGACCCUACGGAAUGAUACCAGACAUAGGAGUAAGGCCAGUUUUGCAGAGAGUUGACGUAACGUCAAAUUCUCAUUAGAGGGCCAGGAGUCUAAAAGGGAAAAAACCUGAGUGACGUCCCAGAAAUUGGAAUAUCUAGGAAGAGGGGGUCUGGCUAGCCUGAUCCCUCGUAAAAGUCUACAAACUGAAGGGUGUUUUCCUAUUGAUGCAUUGUCAAUAGGGUUGUGGGCCGCAGAAAUAGCAGAUCUAAAAACAAUAAUUGAUCUAUAGGACUUGCCUUGAUCAAAGAGAGUAGAUAGAAAAUUUAGGAUGAUCGUCAGAGAUGCUGAAAAGGGAUCGGUAUCCCUUACCAAACACCAGCUGACCCAUGUCCGCCAUGCAGCGAGGUAAGCUCUUCUUUUGCCUGGGGCCCAGGAGUCCCAUAGGAGGGCCUGAGCUGUCUCCGAAAGUCCCGAGACAUUCCAGGAUCCCCUGAAACGGUCCAAGCUACAAGCUAGAGCUGCCCUUGAAGGGCGAGUGGGUGACAGCGCCCUGCUGGAUUCUUGAGGAUGUCGGGGGAUUGAGGUAGUAGAAUUGGACAAUUCACAGACAGUUCUAGCAGGGUUGGAAACCAAGUCUGGGCUCUCCAUAGCUGAGUGACAAUAACUAUCGUCACUACUAGGGCUUUGACCCGGUAAAGGGUGCGCUGGAUCAUGGAGAAAGGCGGUAACGCAUAAGCUCCUGUCUCCGGCCUAGGUGUAGGGAGGCAUCGACUGCUCAGGACUGGGGAUCUGGGAGCCAGCUGAAAAAGGCCUUCAUCUGGUGAUUCAGCCGAGACACGAUCAGGUCCAUUGUGAGGGGCCCGCGAAGACAAUAAAUUUGAUAGAACAAGCGGGGAUCCAAUUGCCAGUCGCUUACGUCCCUCCAAUGACGAGAGAACCAAUCUGCGACUAGGUUGUCCAUGCCCGGAAGAUAUUCUGCUCUGAUGGAUAAAUUCCACUCUAGGCAGAAUUGGUAGAGUUCCUUGGUAAGGUCGGACAGUAAUUUGGAUCGGGAACCUGCUAACCGAUUCACAUAACGCACUGCAGAGACGUUGUCCAUGCGCAGUACUAGUGAACAAUUGAAACAAUCUUUUGCGAAACUGCGAAUCGCAAAAGAUCCUGCAAUCAAUUCUAGGCAAUUGAUGUGCAGUGCUUGUUCGGAGGGGGACCAUAGUCCCCCGGUGGACCUUUCGGAGCACGUAGCGCCCCACCCCAAGAGACUGGCAUCGAAGUCUGGUUGUGAUCCGAAAAUGGUUUGCCAUUCCAGGUUUCCAUGUCGUGAAGCCACCAAUGAAGUUCUAUACAGACUUCGUCUGUUAGGUAGAUCAGUUGGUCAUAGAAGGUGGACCGGUUUAGAUAGUAAGUCUUGAGCCGUUGCAUGGCUCUGUAAUCUAGGGGUCCUGGAUAAAUGGCUCGGAUAGAGGCAGACAGGCCUAUGGUAUGAGCCAGAUCACAUAGGCGAAUCUGGUGGGCUAAUAGCAAUUUGCAAAUGUCUUUCUUUAUAGCCUUGACCUUUGUAGAAGGUAGUUCUAAAAUCGCCUGUAUGGAGUCUUUUAGGAAUCCGAGAAACUGAACUUUCUGAGAAGGUUCCAGGUCCGAUUUUUGAAAGUUGAUUACAAAACUUAGGUUUUGUAAUAAGGCCGUCGUCAUGUCCGUGUGUUGACGUAAAAGGUCUGGAUCUUGAGCCAUUAUCAGGAUGUCAUCCAAAUAUACAAUGGAACGAAUCCCCUGUGAUCGGAGUAGCGCCAUCACUGGUUUCAUCAGCUUUGUGAAACACCAUGGUGCGGAACAAAGACUGAACGGGAGGCAUGUGAACUGCCAAAUUUCCUCUUGCCAGAGGAAUUGAAGAAAAGCCAGAUGGUUGUAGGCGACAGGGACAGUGAGAUAUGCGUCCUUGAGAUCGGAUCUGGAUAACCAGUCUCCCACUCAAAGGAGGUCCCUGAGGAGAUGGAUGCCCUCCAUUUUGAAAUUAUGAUAUCUGACAUAGUGAUUAAGGUCUUUCAAAUUGAUUAUUGGAUGCUCGUCUCCAGAUUUUUUGUGGACCAGAAAAAUAUUGCUUAGAAAGGUAUGUGGGAAGGGUGAUCUUUCUAUCGCCCCUUUUUCCACCAGUUUGUUCAAUUCUGUGUGUAAUGCCAGGUUGUCUGUUGCAGACAUCCAAAAUGGUGUAGGUGGUGUGUCCUGGAAGGGAGUGGAAAGGAAAUCUAUUUUGAACCUCUUGACUGUGAGUAGGAUCCAUAGAUCCUGUGAAAGCAGUUCCCACUGUUGGAAAAAAUGGGUUAGUCGACCUGCUAUAGGUACAUUGAAAAAAGGAAGGUUUAUUACCUGGAGCAGUGCGUCCGCAUAAGGAGGCAGAUCCACGUCCCCGAAUGGAUCCUCUAUUGGUGAAUAACUGCCUGUGGUAGGGUCGACGGGGUCCCGAGUUCCAGUAGUAUUCUGAGGGACGAGGCCUGUAGCCUGUGAAGGCAGCUCUGCUGUUCAUUCGGCCUCUAUAAUGUCCAGCUCUCCCAGAAAAAUGACCUGACUGGGAUCGAAAUAGGAUUGGGCCUUGUUUAAGGUAGUAAAUACCGCUGCACGUUUGGACAGAUCUCUCAUGAAAGAGUCCCCAAAUAACAAGCCAUUGGCUUCUGGUCCCAGUUCUCGGGAGCUUAAGUCUACUAAUUUAGCAUUGAGUUUAUAUAGUGCCGCCCUACGUCUCUCAGUGGAUAUAGCCACAUUUGCAUUGCCCAGGAAACAUGGGGCUCUUUGGGCCCAUUCUCGGACUGUGUGAGGGUCAAACUCCCCACUAGUUAUAGCUUCGUCAGCUAGUAUGAAAAUUUGGAUGAUGGGACCAGCGAUAUCCAGGAGCUUGUCCUGGGCUGUCUUAAGACCUUGCUCAAUACCCUUGCGAGGGUCUUUCCCUGUUUUAGUGAGGAAGGUCACAAAUAGCGGGUCAAACUCUGGCGUGAGAGCCACUUUACUUGGUAUAGUUGGCCGAGGGCAUUCAGCUCUGUGUUUAGCCCUUAUUUCUUUUUCAAGGGGCUUACGCAGCCACAUCUUGCAAAAAUUAGAGAUGUGGUCAGGUGGGGCCCAUUUGGCCGAACGUAGAUGUCUAAUGACCCUAGGGUCCAAAAAAGGGACACCCGAGGCAUCCAGAAGGGUGUCUGAGUCGGGUCCCUUGGGCAUAGAGAUGUUUGCAUCUGUGUCCUUUUGGUAAUGAAUGUCUCCUUGACAAAUUCCGAUGGGGUAUCCCCUAGCGCAAUCGCCUAGGGGUCCUCAUUAGAAUAGCCAAGGUAGUAAUCCUCAACCCUAUCGCCCAUUUGAGAAGUGGAACCCUCCAAGGGGUCGAAUAUAGUUUGGGCGGGGCGAGUGACAGUUAAUUUUUGAGACUUGGCAGGAGCCUUGCCCUUGCCCGCAGACACACUAUUCCCUUUCCAAGGACGUGUGAUCUCCUGAUCCAAGGGCUGAGAGUCCUCUGAGUCAGAGAGUAAAUGUGCGGUGGGAUUGACUUCGCCAGGAGUCUUUUCAUGGAAGGCUGCUAACGCCUAGGGGAUGAAUUCAGAAAUGGUUGAAACCAGCCAAGCUUUAAGUUCCUGAGAGAUUGCGGGCUCAGUAUUGUCAGACAUUUUAGUUAGCACUGUAUUAGUGAUUCUGACAAAUAGUCGUAAGACAAGAAUGUUAACUGGGGUUCACCCAAUUGUGCUUGGUAAAAUUUCUAAGUAGGGGGUCACCCAAAUAAGCGUAGUUUGAUAUAUAAGGGCGGCACACAAUAUAUAGUGGGGUAGACCACUAAAUUAUAUAAGUGGGUUGUACCACUGUAACAAUAAGAACUGGGGUUCACCACUCAGUAGUCAGACUUUUAAGAGUAUGUCUGUAAAAUAUUUAAUAAAGUGCAAAGGUGAGGGUCACUCACUUGUAGUAAUGGUGUUGAGACACCUGUCAUAAAUUAAUUAAAAAGUGAAUAAAAGGUGGGGGUCACCCACAACAACAUUCAAUGAAUCAAGUGACAAAGAAAAAUGUGGGGGUCACCCACAAGGCUGUCCUUUAUUUAAUAAUGAUAAGAUACAGCAGGUAUUUUCCUGUCAAGAAAAACAAAUAGGUACAAAGAAUAAUUUGGAAAAAGGUGGUAGCCCUUUAAGGGUGCUAUGAGCAACAAGUAAAUAAGAUACUUACCGGAUCCAUGAGGUGAAGCGAUCGCACAUAAAUAACAAGGUAAACCGCGGUUUAAGAUGGCCGCCAGCAAAAGGGCGGGAGGAAGCGCGUCAGGUAAUUGCAGGCGGGAGAAGGGGGGAUCUGAGAAAGAGUGCAAAAUUGAGCCGCGGACUCCUGGGAAUUGGGAAUCAGAAUCGAGAGGAAACCGCGGCCACAAAUGUGAUAAAAUCGCGGAGGCAAACCCCAACGAUUUUUAAAGGGGAACAAUGGAGAUAAAGUUUAAAAACUGUUCAGAGAUGUAAAUAAACCAACAUGUUAGGUAUAAUUAUAUGUAGUAAGGGUAUUGUGUACUGACAAUAAAUUGUGUGAGAAACUAGUGAAAAUUAAUGUUUGAUAAACAAAACAUUACCACAGAAAAUUAUUUUAAAAUGAUAAUAGAGAUAUGGGUGCUAUAAAAUGUAACAAAUUAAUGAGAAAAUGUGUUGAAAUAUUGCAUUAAAGGCAAAAACCAUAAGGCAAUAUAAUUGGAGCAGACUCACCUGGGAGGCAAGCAGCAAAGAAAAAAGGACGUGGGAGGAGUUUGAUGACAUCAUAUAAUACUGUUAUACACUCUGAUUGAUGAAUUGUUUUUACACUAUUGUUAACUAUUUCUUUGCUGCUGGGAGGUUCAGUAAAGAAAGAUAAGCAAAUAUGAAGCCUCCUGUCUUGCCAUAAAAUUAGUAUUUAUUACAUCACAUACACUAAUGUGGAGUAGACCAGGGCUCAACAUGGAAAAUUGCCACAGACAGUAAGCUGGCAUGGUCAUUUACUUACACUAACUAGACUAUAAAAUGGUGUUCUUAAAUGUAGGGGUGCACAACCUCUGGUCCUCAAGCCAAAUGCAGCCCACGAAUGCAUGACCACUGGCCCGCAGCCCUCAGCAUACAAAAUUACCCAAAGCAACAACUGAGCAUUCGCAUUUGCCAUAAAAGGAAAUUGCAUCACUACAGAUGACCAAUGGAAAGACAGCAAUGGCAUGCCCUAUUAUGUGAGACCUAGUCACAGAUCUCUUUCUCAACUUUACAGCUUGGCACUGUGUGUGAAGGAUGAGAGGCAGGGUCUAUAGAGAUGACCUAUCUGUCAGGAUUACUGUUUGAUCCAGCACGUAGAACUGUACAGCACGGAUGACAAAUAAGUAACGUAUUACCGGUCCUUAGAAUGGCCGGAUUUAACGUACAAAGAAUAGUCAAAAAUACUAGCCGAGGUCAGGGAACACAGAAAGGGACACAGCGAUAAGGAAAGCCAGGAGUCAGGAUACCAGAAUAUAGGGAAGUCAAUAAACAAAGCCAAAGUCAAAAACCAGGUAGAAAACUAUAAACAGGAACGCGAUCUCAGACAACCACAAGGGAAACCACGACAGGGCACUGAGCAGGCUGAGAACUGGGCCUAAAUACCCCUCCUUUAGUUCCGAUAGGCUGUAACCGGCCUUUGACCCCAAAGUCAGUUACCAGGUUUCAUUUGCAUAAUUGCUGCUCAGCAUUAACCUUUCUGUGGAUUAGGUUGCUGCUCGGCACAACUUUUCCUGUGUGGACAGUAAAUAUCAUUAAUCACUUUUCUCAAAGCGGAUGAAUACAUGACACCAGGUUUCAUUUGCACAAUUACUGCUCAGCAUUAACCCUUCUGUGGAUUAGGUUGCUGCUCGGCACAACUUUUCCUGUGUGGACAGUAAAUGUCAUUAACCACAUUUCUAUAAGCGGAUGAAUAUGUGACACUAUCAUCCCCUACUCUCUACUCAUACACAGAGCCAUAUGUGUGACUGGUGAAGGGGGGGUGUAAGGAGGGUGCACAUAGAACAAUAAGAAGGUAUAUUAUACUUAAUAUAAGUGGAACACUUCCUGUUAGACCUAUAAUAGAAAAACACAUAUAUAGUGUAACACUGUUCUAUACAAAACAUUAAUUGGUCUCAGGUAUUGGGUCACUCACAGUGUGUAGAGCCACAUAAAGCCUUUUUAACUUGUUUAUGGUUCCUACAGCCCAUACAAUCUCCGCAAUGAAAAAAUCCUUUUUUGGUAUCUUUGUAUAGUUCUAGAAAAUUACUCUUUGGUAUAUCUAUAUAGCUUUUAGUGAGUAUAUUUUUCAUACUUUUAGCUCCCCUAAAUAUAACUUUACGUUUAUCUUCUAAAAAAGGCAGAAUUUCAUGAUCUUGUUGGAGAAUAUGCCAAUUUUCUAAAAAAGGCAGAAUUUCAUGAUCUUGUUGGAGAAUAUGCCAAUUUUAUCUUGUUGGAGAAUAUGCCAAUUUUAAAAGGAAGAAGACCAACACUCACCACACACUUUGAUAAAGACCUGGAGGUCGAAACGCGUUAGUGCUGUGUAUUUCGUUAUGUUAUUUUAGCUUUUUCUGUAUCCUUUAUUUUAACCAGUAAAGUCACUUUUUGAUUAUUGACACUGGAUGUCCUGGAAGUUAUUAAAGGGCGGAGAAAAGGAGCAGAGCUAUUUGGAAAGCUGAAAAUCGAAAGCCAGAAUAAGCUUAUUAUUCACCUGCCAUCUAAGCUAGAGCCAGCUUUAUGUGGCUCUACACACUGUGAGUGACCCAAUACCUGAGACCAAUUAAUGUUUUGUAUAUAACAGUGUUACACUAUAUAUGUGUUUUUCUAUUAUAGGUCUAACAGGAAGUGUUCCACUUAUAUUAAGUAUAAUAUACCUUCUUAUUGUUCUAUGUGCACCCUCCUUAUAUUCUUUUUUCUAUCACUUUGUAUUUGAGUGCCAUUUAGUGAUUUUGGGCACUGGGGGUAGUUGCAUAUUCUCUGGCUCUAUAGCGCCAAUCCACCAUUUCUUGUAUUGUUUUUAUCUUAAGGGGGGGUGUGGUUGACUUCCAUAUAUGUUGCUUCUGAGAAGACUUUCAAUGUAAAAUGGGGGCUAUGUAAAGACGCGUCAUACAUAGUGUGAAAAGGGCAUAGGCACAGGAAAUCCUCUUUAUAUUAUGGUAAAGAGACACACAAAGGAAGGGGUGAUGGGGAAAGACAUAAGGGAAGGAGGGUGAUUGUAAAGGUGAGGUGAAGCUGCGGAAAAACUGGGGAGGAUGAGCAUACAAACUACAAUCAGACAUCAGAAAGAUCACCUCCAAGAUUAAGCACAACCAUCACAGACAUCAUAUGGCAGUGGCCUCUGUUAUGAAUUUCAGUCAGUCAACUGGCACCCUAUCUAAAAAAGUUGUAUACCCUUGUUAAAGUAAAUUAUUUUCUUUUCAAAUAAAUCACAAAAAAAUGUUGUGUCGGUGAUGAUUAUAUUGUAUGUAAAAUGUAUUAAACAUACAGUAUGCAGCAAUCAGUUAAAACAAAACCAUUAAAGAAAUUAUUUUGUCAAUGUUGUAUUGCAGGUUUGGCCCAGCACCAGUGCAGACAAGACUGAGUUGUAUGGCAAAGGACAACUCUAUAUAUGUAGUUGCUAAUAUGGGGGACAAAAAAAAUUGUAACAUCUCCGAGGCUGGCUGUCCAAAUGAUGGUCAGUUUAACUAUAAUACUGCUGUUGUGUAUGACUCCGAAGGAAAGCUUGUAGCCCGUUACCAUAAGGUAAGCAUUUUAUGCUCUGUAUUAAAUAUCUCCAUCAAUAAUAUGUACGCACAACCUCCAUACAGUGAUUAUGUUUUAAAUGUAAUAAAUAUCUAAAGGAGGAAUUGUCAUUUCUCUGGAAUUACCUAUAACCUAUGGUAUUUGAUGCUUAGUUUUCCAUUAAAACUUUCAAAUGAAGGUGAGAAAUAAAAUCAUUGAGAUAAGUGACUAUUACAUUUCCUCAUUAUUUUGAUCAUAUUUAUUGAACUGAACUAAAAACAAUUUAGUUUUUCUUCAUAAUAAAUUCCAUCCGUUUUCGCAGAAAUUUCUAUUUCUGACUACGACCAAAUUUACAGUGGUGGGAAAAAGAGGAGUAAAUCAAAACACUUUUUUUCUGUGUGGCAAGUAGGUGAAACAAAUGAUAAAUCUGUUUUGUUACCGAAAAAAUUGCAAUAAUUAAAAAAAUAUGGCUAGGGUGGUGUAACGGAACCGCUUGAGAUUGAGAUUGAGGAGGGACAAAGUAGCCAGUUUCAACUGGUCUGGCAGUGUCCCUGGGACAACGCCCUGCUGGAGAACAAUGGGACUGGAAAAAGGGGGAAGGGGAAGAGGCCCAUUUUCCCACGGAAUUAAAGGGGCAGAAAGAGUGCCUUAAAAUCCAAUAAAUCUCGCCCAUACUUUCUACUUGUUCUUUUGUCUGUAUGCUUACUGUCAAGUGCAAAGGACAGAGUUUAUAACAAAGACUGACAAGGAGCUAGGAUGUAAUACCCAGUGCCUGGAAAUUAUGGUAACACAAUCAUGUAUUCCUGACCCUAUAGUGUUAAAAACACUAUUUGGCCCCUCUAAAUAUAGUUAAAUCUUACCUUUAUCCCAGUCUGCUGGUGCUGGCUCUUCCCCUGAUCUGCCUCCUUGGUUGACAUCAUCAGAAGUGAUGAUCGCAGUCCGUCACAAUGCUUACCCAUAGGAAAGCAAUGCAUUGGCUGAGAUUGCCAAGGAGGUGGGCUGGGGGAGCAGAACCAAAAUCUGCCAUGGGGUCAUGGUACCUGUAAUUUCCACCUCUGAAGAGGUCAGGCAUCUGGACAGGGUCUCUCCCAAAGGGGCUUGUAUGUCCAAACAUUUCGGCAAUUUCGGCCGUUUUCACGCCGGCCGCGCUAGCUCCUCCCCUUUUUAUGACGCAACGGCCAAUAUUCGACAUCAUGACGUCAUCAUCGGCACGGACCGCCAGAAACCGCAAUUCCGGACCUUUUGGGGGCAUGGUCAUCAAUUAAGGUGACAAGGUACUUAAAGGAAUCCUGUGCUACAACUCAUUGCCCUGUCGUGGUUCUAGCUUGCUAGUCACUCAGCGCGUUCCUCUCAUUGUGUUAUACGGUUUUGACCUGGCUUGUAUUUUCGUCUUGCUUCUCUCUCCUUUCCUUAGACCCGGCUUGUUCCUCGCUUACCUGUCCUCCGGCUCCCUCGACCUCAGCUUGUCUUUUGACCAUUCUUGUCUUGUCUAUACGUUAGUCCGGCCAUUCUAGGGUCCGGUAUACGUACCUCUUUCUAUCCGCACUCUGCGUAUUGGAUCCCUGUCACGAUCCUGACAUUACGACAGGGCCAUAUGGAUCCUGCAGGUGCUAGUUCUCCUGACUCCAUAUUUGAGGCCAUGGACCAUAGAAUGGACCAAAUUGCUCUAGCUUUGCAAUCUUUAUUAGCACAUCCCAGUACCCAGUCAGAAGAGAUAUGUUCCACCGCUAGCCAUCCUGUAAGUACAGGUUUGGAAGUAGCCACAGUGCGUGCAUUCUCUCAUGUCACUUCCCCGUUACGAUAUGGGGGUUCGCCUGAUACAUGUUGAGGUUUUCUAAACCAGAUAAGCAUACAUUUUGAACUUCAACCCCGGGCAUACCCUACUGACAGGGCUAAAGUAGGGUUCAUUAUAACACUGCUAAUAGACAAAGCACUUAGAUGGGGUAAUCCUCUCUGGGAGAAUGAUAACCCUUUGGUCUAUAAUUAUAAUGCAUUUGUCACAGCUUUCAGAAGGACUUUUGAUCCCCCAGGAAGGAAGGCUAAUGCAGCCAGAUCUCUGUUACGCCUUAAACAACAUAAUAGAACCCUGGUAGAAUAUGCGCUAGAGUUCAGAUCCCUGGCGGCAGAGGUUAAAUGGAACGAACAAGCGUAUAUGGAUGUAUUUUUGAAUGGAUUGUCUGAUGAGAUUCUAGACGAGAUUGCCACAAGAGAACUUCCAGAAAAUUUGGAAGAUUUAGUGUCAUUUAUUUCCAGAAUAGAUGAACGUAUGAGACAGAGGCAGAAUACUCGAGAAAGAGCCAGUAGACCCCCUAAAAGACUUGCUCCUUCCUUCCAGAACCCUGAUUCCUUCAACCCAACUCCUCCAGAACCUAUGCAGAUAGGCAAUACUCGCCUAUCUGAGGACGAGGGGCAAUACAGGAGAAGGCAGGGUCUAUGUUUAUAUUGAGGGCUGAGAGGCCACCUAUGUCUAAAUUGACCUAGACGCCCGGGAAACACUCGCACCUAAGUUCCCCUAGAGGACGGGCCUUGAGUGCUUCUAUAUUGUCCUCUAUGUAUAAUGAUAAAGACCAUAGGCUUCUUAUUCCUGUCUCUUUAGCUUGGGAGAGUGGGGCUAUAACUACGAUGGCUUUGUUAGAUUCCAGAGCAGCUGAAAGCUUUAUACAUCAAGCUUUCGCUAAUAAGCAUUGUCUCCCAUCUCAACUGAGAGAUACACCCUUGGCCGUUGAGGCCAUUGAGGCCGUUGACCUUUGUCUGAACCAGUAAUAUUUCAUGAGACUAAACCCAUUAAACUGACCAUCGGUAUCCUCCACGAGGAGAUGAUGUCCCUCCUGCUAAUAUCCUCCCCUGCUGUCCCAGUGGUUCUAGGGUAUCCUUGGCUUAAAAGACAUAACCCUAUCAUUGAUUGGGAAUGUGGAGAAAUCAUAUCUUGGGGAUCAGGUUUUAGGGAGAAAUGUUUGCUGAGAGUCACUUCGGUUUGCUCAGUAAACUCCUCUAUCAACUCUUACCAAUCUACAGACUUACAGAUACCGUCUCAGUAUCUGGAUCUCAAGUCAGUAUUUGACAAAAGGAAGGCUGAUACCUUACCUCCUCACCGGUCCUAUGACUGUACUAUUAGACUCUUGCCUGGUAUUAUGCCUCCUAGGGGUACGGUGUAUCCUCUGUCUACUAAAGAAAAUGUAGUCUUAGAGGAUUACAUAAAGGAGAAUCUAGACAAAGGAUUUAUUAGAAAGUCUUCAUCUCCGGCUGGGGCAGGUUUUUUCUUUGUAGAGAAGAUAGACGGUACUUUACGUCCUUGCAUAGACUAUCGGGGAUUGAAUAAGAUUACCAUCAGGAAUGCUUACCCCAUUCCUUUGAUUACAGAACUCUUUGAUAGAUUGAAGGGCUCCAAGAUUUUUACCAAGUUAGACUUGAGAGGAGCAUAUAACUUGGUAAGAAUUAGACAGGGAGACGAAUGGAAGACAGAGUUCAAUACCCGUUACGGACAUUAUGAGUAUACUGUAAUGCCGUUUGGGUUAUGCAAUGCUCCGGCCGUCUUCCAAGAUUUGAUUAAUGAAGUUCUUAGAGAAUUUCAACAUGAAUGCGUUAUAGUAUAUUUGGAUGAUAUACUAAUACAUUCUAGGGACCUUGAGUCUCAUCACAGACAUGUCAGAAGUGUAUUACGGAAACUUUGAACAUGGAUUGUAUUGUAAAUUGGAGAAAUGUAGCUUUGAUCAAUCCCAGAUAACUUCCUUAGGCUACGUAAUUUCUAAGGACGGGUUUAUGAUGGACCCGAUUAAACUAAAAUCGAUAUUAGAUUGGCCAUUACCCAAGGGACUCAAAGCCAUACAAAGAUUCAUUGGAUUUUCUAAUUACUACAGACGCUUCAUUAAAGGUUACUCUUCUAUUAUUGCUCCUAUCACUAAUAUGACUAAACAAGGGGUUAAUACCAAAACGUGGUCUACUGAGGCUCUAUCUGCUUUCGAAACGCUCAAACAGACUUUUGCUUCAGCACCUAUAUUGGUCCAUCCUGAUACCUCUUUACCUUUUCUACUUGAGGUUGAUGCGUCUGAAACAGGUAUAGGCGCAGUUUUAUCCCAAAGACAAAGUUUGGAUAAACCUUUGCACCCAUGCGUUUUUUUUUUCCCAAAAAUUAUCACACACGGAAAGGAGAUAUGAUAUUGGUGACAGAGAACUCUUAGCUAUUAUUAUGGCAUUAAAAGAAUGGAGACAUCUGUUAGAGGGAACUGUACACCCUGUUACCAUUUUGACGGAUCACAAAAAUUUAUCCUACAUUGUAGAGGCCAAAAGAUUAUCCGCCAGGCAAGCCCGUUGGUCAUUGUUCCUUACACAUUUCAACUACCUACUCACAUACAGACCUGGUUCUAAGAACACCAAAGCAGACGUGUUAUCCCGCCAACAUGAACCUAUUACCAUCACGGAAGACGCAUUGUCUCCUAUUGUUCCUAAACAAUACAUUAUUGCAAACACUAAUGUCAAAAUACACUCUCCGUUACUUGCAGAUAUAAUGAAGGAACAAUCUCUUGCUCCAGAACGUACCCCUGAGGGACAGUACUUUGUUUCUCCUAAGUUCCAAAUAGACGUACUUCGUUGCUUUCACGAUAGUAAGAUUGCUGGUCACCCUGGCAUCCACAAAACUUACUCCAAGGACUUCUGGUGGCCUAAUAUACGGAGGGAUGUGGAAGAUUUUGUCAAGGUUUGCGAUGUCUGUGUUAGGAAUAAACUACCACAGACACUCCCUUGUGGCCUAUUGCAACCCUUAGUCAUUCCCAACAAACCUUGGGCUAGUUUAGCUAUGGAUUUUAUUGUUGAUUUGCCUGUUUCUAAUAACACACACAGUUAUCCUCACGGUGAUCGAUAGGUUUACCAAAAUGGCUCAUUUCAUUCCCUUGCCUAAACUUCCUUCCUCGCCCGAAUUGGCCGAGAUAUUUGCGAAGGAGAUUUUUCGCUUACAUGAUAUCCCCAAUGAGAUUGUGUCUGACAGAGGUUCCCAAUUCGUUUCCCGUUUUUGGAAAUCCUUCUGUUCCCAGUUGGGUAUCAAGCUGAAUUUUUCCUCUGCCUAUCACCCUCAAUCUAACGGAGCUGCUGAAUGCACUAACCAAAAAAUUGAGCAAUAUCUGCGCUGUUUUGUUUCUGAACACCAGGACGAUUGGGUCAGUCUGAUUCCUUGGGCAGAGUUUGCUCACAACAAUCUUGUUUGUGAUUCCACUCAUAAUAGCCCCUUUUUCUUGAAUUAUGGCUUUAACCCUACUGUUCUUCCGUGGGUAUCACCUUCUCACGGUGUAGCGUCGGUUGAUGUUCAUGUAGCCAACCUGAGAAAGUUGUGGGAUCAGACUUGACGAAUUCUUACCCGUAGCUCCGCGGUGUUCAAGAUGCAUGCUGAUAAGCGUAGACGGCCUGCCCCUGUCUUUUCUCCAGGUGAUAGGGUCUGGUUGAGUACCAGACACAUUCGCAUGAAAGUUCCUUCCAUGAAGUUUGCUCCUCGUUACGUAGGGCCUUACAAGGUAUUGAGGAGGAUUAACCCGGUUUCUUAUGUGCUGGACCUGCCUCCUACUCUACGUAUCCCUAACUCUUUUCAUGUAUCUUUAUUGAAGCCUCUUGUAUGUAACAGAUUUUCUUCCCACACUUCACCCCCUCCUUCGGUUCAAGUUGAUGGUCAGGAAGAAUAUAUUGUCAAGUCCAUUCUUGAUUCUCGUAUUUCCAGGGGGAAGUUGCAAUACCUCGUAGACUGGAAAGGUUAUGGUCCUGAAGAUAGGUCUUGGGUUCCUUGUGAAGAUGUACAUGCUCCUCGUCUUCUUCGGGCCUUCCAUAUUCGGUUUCCUUCUCGCCCCGGUCCCGUCCGCCCGGUGGGCGUGUCUGAAAGGGGGGGUACUGUCAUGGUACCUGUAAUUUCCACCUCUGAGGAGGUCAGGCAUCUGGACAGGGUCUCUCCCAAAGGGGCUUGUAUUUCCAAACAUUUUGGCAAUUUCGGCCGUUUUCAUGUCGGCCGCGCUAGCUCCUCCCCCUUUUAUGACGCGACGGCCAAUAGUCGACGUCAUGACAUCAUCAUCGGCACGGACCGCCAGAAACCGCAAUUUCGGACCUUUUGGGGGCGUGGUCAUCAAUUAAGGUGACAAGGUACUUAAAGGAAUCCUGUGCUACAACUCAUUGCCCUGUCGUGGUUCUAGCUUGCUAGUCACUCAGCGCGUUCCUCUCAUUGUGUUAUAUGGUUUUGACCUGGCUUGUAUUUUCGUCUUGCUUCUCUCUCCUUUCCUUAGACCCGGCUUGUUCCUCGCUUAACUGUCCUCCGGCUCCCUCGACAUCGGCUUGUCUUUUGACCAUUCUUGUCUUGUGUAUACAUUAGUCCGGCCAUUCUAAGGUCUGGUAUACGUACCUCUUUCUGUCCGCACUCUGCGUAUUGGAUCCCUGUCACGAUCCUGACACAUGGCCAAUUAGCAUCUCCUCAUAGAGAUGCAUUUAAUCAAUGCAUCUCUAUGAGGAAAGUACAGUGUCUUCAUGCAGAAGGUGGAGACACUAAAUGUCACUAUGCCUGGAAGCAGGAAGUAGCCAUUUGAUGAGUGGGCUCUGCAGGUAUCCCUGGGCUGUAAUGUAAACACUGUCUUUUCUUUGAAAAGACAGUGUUUACUGCAAAAAGCCUGCAGGGACUGACAAUACUGUAGUAAGCAAUAGUUUUAGUUCUGGUGACUAUAGUGUCCGUUAUUUUUUUUUAUUUUUUUUUCACACCUCAUACAUACUUAUUAAAUACAGGGAUAAGUAAAUACAUAAUAUUAAGUCCUGGAAAAUUGACAAUUCCCCUUUAAAAUUGAAUUUUAAGCACCAUCACCACUAUAGACAAUUGUAGUGGUUAGAUAACUAAAAGGCUAUGAUACACUCAACCUAUCAAAGCCGUCUAGAUGUGAAAAAAAGUAUAAUGCUAACUCAGAAUGUAUGCUUUGCAAGUGUGUGGUAGUCUCUGUGUGCCUGGGAAACCCUAAAAUAGUCAAACUGCUUGAAAUGUUAGAUCCAAAACUGAAGUAUGGCACCAAUAACCUACUUUUACCAUAACCACUACAACGUAGCAUAGAAUUCACAAAAAACAGUUAACCAUAAAUUGUCACAUACACUGCUUAUGGAUAUUUGUAAGGAACCCAAUGUCAUUAUUAGCAAUGCCAAUUUCUUAAAAAGACAACAGAAUGCAAUAAUUUUGUAUGUAUUUGGCCAUAAAAACCCUCUUUGUAACUUCCUUUGCUCUAUGGUAAUAGGGGUUAGAUUGACAUUUUCACCCUAUUUGCAUUGAUUCAAAUAGUGAGUUGAGCCUCGGCAACAUUUCUCUGAGGUAACAAUCAUACUUGGAGUAUAAAAGAUGGUAAGUAAAACUAUGGACUAAAUUAUGAAAGUAAAAUAUGUAUGAGAAGCCUAGAAUGGUAAUUUUUUUAUAAAUAAGAACAUUUCACAAAUACUUAAGAAAUUAUACAUUAAUAUAUUUUUAAUUUUCAGCAACACCUUUUCCUUGGGGAGAUACAGUUCAAUGCUCCAAAAGAGGCUGAGGUUGUGAGCUUUGACACACCUUUCGGGAGAUUUGGCAUUUUUAUUUGCUUUGAUAUUCUUUUCUAUGACCCAGCUGUGGCUCUGGUUGUGGAUCGCAAUGUGGACACUAUCCUGUUCCCAACAGCUUGGAUGAAUGUUCUUCCCCAUCUAUCUGCUAUUGAAUUUCACUCUGCAUGGGCUAUGGGAAUGGGUGUAAAUCUGCUCUCCUCUAACACCCAUAGUACCAGCAAGAGAAUGACAGGUAAGAGUGAAACAUUUUAACAGAAUAAUAACAGAAUGCUAGCAAUAUAUACAAAAGCAAGUUUGAGGAAACGUUCUAAGCGUGGAUCAGUAGUGUAAAUCAAUCACCAUGGAAACAAGUAGAAUUAGCCUUUGCCCAUUUUUAGAACUUUGCCCAUUUUUUUUUUGGUAACAGAAUCAUUGUAAUAAAAUAUCAAACUAAGCAAAAAAACAGAGACCUUUGUACACAGCCAACAAACAAAAAAAAAUACUUAAAAUUAGUACUACCUCUGUUCACAGAUAACUUUAUUGACAUACCUUCCAAUGUGCGAUCCCCUCCCCAACUAAGUAAACAGUCUAGCUACUGCUAUUAUGACCAAAAUGUACACAUGAACCUUGAGAAUCAUUGCAAUUUUCAAUUACUACUGCAUGUUCUGGCCAGGCUAUGUGAGUAUAAACUUGAUACAUAUUAAAGGGACACUAUAGUCACCAGAACAAAUACAGCUUAUUGAAUUUGUUGUGGUGAGUAUAAUCAUUACCUUCAGGCUUUUUGCUGUAAACACUGGCUUUUCAGAGAAAAUGUAGUGUUUACAUUACAGCCUAUUGAUAACUUAAUUGGCCACUCCUCAGAUAGUUGUUAGAGAUCCUUCCUGGGUCAUGGCUGCCUAAAAUGCAUCCAAACAUUCAGUGUCUCCACCCUCUGCAUGCAGACACUGAACUUUCCUCAUAGAGAUUCAUUAAUUCAAUUCAUCUCUAUGAGGAGAUGCUGAUUGGCCAGGGCUGUGUUUGAAUUGUGCUGGCUCUGCCCCUGAUCUGCCUCUUUGUCAGUCUCAGCCAAUCCAAUGGAGAAGCAUUGUGAUUGGAUCAGGCUACCACUUCUGCUGAUGUCAGCAGGCAGUGGGCAGGUCUAAAGGAAACAGGGACAAAGUAAACAGCUGCAGACCUGAAUACAAGUAAGAUUUUACUAUAUUUAGGGAGGCAUGAGGGGACCAGGGUGGCUAGAUGGUGGUUUUAACCCUAUAGGGUCAAGAAUACAUGUUUGUGUUCCUGACCCUAUGGUGUUCCUUAAAUAAAAAAAAUUACAUAAAAUACUAAAACCAAAAUUAAAGGUGAAAACAUUUAAAUACUUACAUGAUUAAAUAUGAUAUACGCAAAUUAGAUAUUAUUAAUUAGAUAUGUUCAUUUUGAUGCUUAGAUUACUGCCUUCCUACCCUAAUAAAUAAAAUAAACGCAAUAAAGGGAGACUUUAAGUGCCAGGAAUACAGGUGAAUAAAGGGUGAAAAACCAUUAAUUUACUUACCAUACCCCAGCGCUGAUGUCCUUUGGCGCUGUGUUGCAGCUCAACCUCCUGGAAGUGGCUCCAGUGGGCUGUCUGGUAGACAGCCACUUGAGGCAGACUUUGUGCUGCAAUGUAGACAUUGCAGUUUCUCUGGAACUGCAAUGUUUUACAUUGCAGCACUAAGUGCAAUAGGGACAUUGCACCCAGACCUCUUCAAUGAGCUGAAGUGGUGUUGGCGCCUAUAUUGUGUCCCUUUUAAACGUAUACGUAUUCCAACACUGUAACAGACGCUGCAGCCUGAUCCAUCCACGGUAAACAAAACCAACAAUCCUGAUGAACUUUGUUCAAUAAGAUGCUUCUUAUAGAGAAACACUGAGGAAACAUGGCAUGCAAUUGGCACCUCUGGCAAUAAAAAGUAUCAAAUCCAGUGCUGCUCAUUGGAGCAUUGGACAAACACAUCAUCGGGCAUCAGCACCCAGUGUCAACAUGUAAAUCUCUAUCCCUAGGUGCUGUUUGUCUGUCACUCUGACAGCUGCUAGUUGUUGUGGAAACUAAAAAUUGUAAACAGUGCGGUUUGUCAGGGGCUGCAUGGGGCAGCAGUUGUUCCCCAAAAUUACUUAAUUAAAGAAAUAGUCCAAACUCCACUACAGCAAGCUGUAAUUUUGAUAACUUACCUAGAGUCUGCAGCGUACUUGGUGGUUAGACUGUUCCUUUGCGCUUACAGCGUGGAUAAGAAGCAGUUAGAAUAACGUUUAUUGCAAGUUCAUCAUUAUUGUAUAACGCGCAUAACCCCAGAACUAUAAUUGGUAUUAAAAAAAAAAAAAAAAAAAACAGUGCUGUAAUAAUUCUUUAUACAGGUACAUAUUUUAAAGCAUUAUAAAUCUAGCAGUCUGAACAAAAUACAAGAGGUUAACGGAUGCUAUCCUCCUCUUCCCACCCCACACAUGAUCUUAACAGACAUGUUUAGUUUUAAAAGGUCAUACAUACAGUGCUUACAUAUCACAGUAAAGGGAUCACAGUUAUAAACAAGAUGAAAAUGAAAUAAACCUUUCAUAUAAAGUGUAGGAAUGUUCUACUUGUCUUCUUCCAAAUCUUGUCAAAGACCCAGGGCUGCUCAGCUCACUGUGUGCCUGUGAUUGAAGUCAUCUGAAGAAAAAGCCUGCUGAUAGGAUAGAACACCAGCCAAUGUACCUCCCCCUUUAUACAGAGAUUCUAUAAAGAACUCAUACUGUAAGCUGUGAGGCACUUGGUGGUAAAUCCAGGUACCUAACAUUGCUGUGGGCAGUCAACUUAAUGUAUUUCACAUAGGGCAAACAGGCCUUCUACAGGGCAACUAUCUAGUGCCCAAUCACCAUAGGCUUCCAGUUACCAUUUCACUAUAUUUAUAUCAUGGGAAGUGUAGUUUGGGAAAUAGUGUGCAUAAUUGUACAUAUUGAGGGUUUAGAAUAAGAUAGUACUUUUAAGGAAGGUUCUAGAAAUGAAAGCAGAGUUUUUAUUUCUAUGAAGGCUUUUAAAUACAGGACUAAAGGUAUAAAAUCUGGGAACUAACAGUUCCUAAUGAAAAAGAUGUGAUUUAGGUAUAAAAAUUGUCUGCUCUGAGAGGUGGUGCAGACAUUUAAACAGGCAGAGUGCACCACCAGUGCACUUAACCUGCUGGUUCCCAAGGUGGCUGGCCAACUUUUGGUGCUUUUUAAGAACACAGCACGUUUUAUACUUAACCACUAUAGUACAUCUAUGAUUAAUUAUAUAGUUAUUGCAUAAAGAUAUGUCAAGUCGUAUGAUUUUAUGCUGUAGCACACAAUUUUCUACAAACAGGUUCUUUGACCAGUGUAGGGAGGAGUGCUGAAAGGGGUAUGUAAACACAGGUCAAAACAUACUAGUGCUGCACUUGUUAAUAAAUAAUGGCUAUUUAAAGGGACACUAUAGACACCUGAACAACUUCAGCUUAAUUAGGUUGUUCAGGUGAGAACUAUAGCUCCCUGUAGCCUCUCUCAUGUAAACACUGUAUUUUCUGAGAAAAUACAGUGUUUACAUUGGAAGCUAGGAACACCUCCAGUUGCAGUCACUCAGACUGCCACCAGAGGGACUUCCGAGUUGAUGAAUGCAUAAUUCGCAUUUAUUUUCAUGUUUGACAUCUUCAAGCUUGGGUGAAGACGUGCUAUCAGCAUACAGGAAAUAGGGGGCACUGCGAACGCGCCCCCUAUGUCCUGUAGUAACCCCGAACCUGUCAGCGAUAAAGAGCCGACAGUGUGGGAGAUAAAAUCUCUUGCACGAAGCGUCGGCACAAGCAGACAGGCUAAAGACCGGAGACUGAGCAGGAGGGGAGGAUCACAACUGUAAGUAAACUUAUUUUGUGUGUGUGGUGGGUAAGUGGGUGACUGUGUGAGUGUGGGUGAAUGAGUGAGGGUGUGUGUGAGUGGGUGCAUGUGAGAGAGUGAGUGUAGGUGAGUGAGAACGUGUAGGUGAGUGAGAGAGUGAAUGUGGGUGAGUGAGUGUGGGUGACUGAGUGUGGGUUAGUGAGUGGGUGAGUAAGUGAGGGUGAGUGAGUAAGUGACUGAGUGUGGGUGAGUGAGUAACUAUGGGUGAGUGAGUGAGUGAGUGAGUAAGUGAGAGAGGGGGUGUGAGUGAGAGAAAUAGAUAGAGAUAGAGAUAGAUAGAAAGAGAUAGAUAGAUAGAAAGAGGGAGAGAGAGACAGACAUAGAUAGAUAGAAAUACACUGCUCAAAAAAAUAAAGGGAACACUUAAACAACACAAUGUAACUCCAAGUCAAUCACACUUCUGUGAAAUCAAACUGUCCACUUAGGAAGCAACACUGAGUGACAAUCAAUUUCACAUGCUGUUGUGCAAAUGGGAUAGACAAUGGGUGGAAAUUAUAGGCAAUUAGCAAGACACCCCCAAUAAAGGAGUGGUUCUGCAGGUGGUAACCACAGACCACUUCUCAGUUCCUAUGCUUCUUGGCUGAUGUUUUGGUCACUUUUGAAUGCUGGCGGUGCUUUCACUCUAGUGGUAGCAUGAGACAGAGUCUACAACCCACACAAGUGGCUCAGGUAGUGCAGCUCAUCCAGGAUGGCACAUCAGUGCGAGCUGUGGCAAGAAGGUUUGCUGUGUGCUCUGUCAGUGUAGUAUCCAGAGCAUGGAGGCGCUACCAGGAGACAGGCCAGUACAUCAGGAGACAUGGAGGAGGCCGUAGGAGGGCAACAACCCAGCAGCAGGACCACUACCUCUGCCUUUGUGCAAGGAGGAACAGGAAGAGCACUGCCAGAGCCCUGCAAAAUGACCUCCAGCAGGCCACAAAUGUGCAUGUGUCUGCUCAAAUGGUCAGAAACAGACUCCAUGAGGGUGGUAUGAGGACUUACAGCCCAACACCGUGUAGGACGUUUGUCAUUUGCCAGAGAACACCAAGAUUGGCAAAUUCACCACUGGCGCCCUGUGCUCUUCACAGAUGAAAGCAGCUUCACACUGAGCACAUGUGACAGAUACCGUGGAGAACGUUCUGCUGCCUGCAACAUCCUCCAGCAUGACCGGUUUGGCAGUGGGUCAGUAAUGGUGUGGGGUGGCAUUUCUUUGGGGGGCCGCACAGCCCUCUAUGUGCUCGCCGGAGGUAGCCUGACUGCCAUUAGGUACCGAGAUGAGAUCCUCAGACCCCUUGUGAGACCAUAUGCUGGUGAGGUUGGCCCUGGGUUCCUCCUAAUGCAAGACAGUGCUAGACCCCAUGUGGCUGGAGUGUGUCAGCAGUUCCUGCAAGACCAUGGCACUGGCACUGGCCCGCCCGUUCCCCAGAUCUGAAUCCAAUUGAGCACAUCUGGGACAUCAUGUCUCGCUCCAUCCACCAACGUCACAUUGCACCACAGACUGUCCAGGAGUUGGCAGAUGCUUUAGUCCAGGUCUGGGAGGAGAUCCCUCGGGAGACCAUCCGCCACCUCAUCAGGAGCAUGCACAGGUGUUGUAAGGAGGUCAUACAGGCACGUGGAGACCACACACACUACUGAGCCUCAUUUUGACUUGUUUUAAGGACAUUACAUCAAAGUUGGAUCAGCCUAUAGUGUGUUUUUCAACUUUUGAGUGUGACUCCAAAUCCAGACCUCCAUGUGUUGAAAAAAUUGAUUUCCAUUUUUUAAUUUUUGUGUGAUUUUGUUGUCAGCACAUUCAACUAUGUAAAGAAUAAAGUAUUUCAGAAGAAUAUUUAAUUCAUUCAGAUCGAGGAUGUGUUAUUUUUUUUAAUUUUUUUUUAAUCUUUAUUUUUGAGGUGUGUUGAAAUUCACAUUGGUAACAUAUGACAUGGUUACAGUAUAGGUAGGUAAAGUAUAAGCAAGAAAUAUUUGUUGUUUGUAACGCACCAUUUUUGGUAGCAUAUAACAUGGUUAACAUGGUUAAACAUUGGACAGAACAGAGGUUUUACAUGACAUGUUUAUCUCUCUUUGUAUAGUUUGUAGAACUGAUCUGUCCUAUGUGUGUCGACGUAUACAUGUCUCUCUAGUGACAGGUUAAGUUCUUAGUGUGGCUAGUUGUUAGUCAACAUGUUUUUGUGAUGUGCUCAUGAGUCCGUAGAGCUUGUAAGCAAGAUGUACAGGUGCCUCGUGUUGUGUGUCUGAGUGUGGUUCAUGGGUGACAGAGCUUGUUCCGAGGCCGCUUUGUGUGUAGGCCCCUGACAUCUGGGGUGGGUGCCCCUAACCAAGGGGGCCGCUCGGGUGGGAGUGUUGGGCUGGAGGACGCCAGCUGGUUGCAGUGGAAGUGUGAGUAGCUGCGCUAGCUUAUAGUGGUGUUGGUGUUGUGUCUAUCACUGAGCGCUGUGGAUAAGGAGAGUGUGUAAUAUAACUGUUCACAUGAACUUUAAGAGCGACAAAUCAUAACCAAAUUAUAUAAAAAGUUUAACGAGAUAGAAAAAUGAAAAUAUCUUUUGCCCGUUUAGCCUAAAAAAUUUAAAUUAAGGUAAAUGCGGAGAUCGUCCCAGAGGUUAGCGAGUUGUUAGUUAGUUCAACUAUGUUGAUCCAUCUUUCGGGCUGCAAUGUGUCUCUGUCCCGAGAGUCUUGUGGAAGCAUUCUGCAGUCUGGAUUCCCUUGGUACGAAGGGGACAACCGUGGCUGGGUCCCAAAGGCCUGUUGUUGCAGUUCCAGUUGUCUCAGGGUUUGGAGUAGAGGUUACGUAGGAAUGUUGGUGCCUCACUCAUUGUUGUUAGUGUAUGAGUAGUCCCAUCUCGGGUGAGUAUGAUUGUGCAGUUUGCCGCCUACUUGUAGGCCAGGUUUGCUGCUCGGAGUUGUGCCGUGACAGUGCCAAAAGCUUUGCGUUGCAGAAGUGUUGCCUUUGUGAGGUCUUGGUAGAAUGUGAGAGAGGUGUUUUCAAACAUUAGUGGCGUUUUAUCUCUUAGGGCCGACAUGAUUUGGCUUUUAUCUUGGGUUGUAAGGCAUCUGAGGAUCACAUCCCGGGGCUAAGUAGGUUUGAGCGGGGUGGUGCUGGCAAGACUGUAGAUGGUGAUUUUUUUUGCCGCUGUGUGAGGCAGGAUUGUAAGUAAGAGUCUGCGGAUAUAGUGUGGAAGUUCCUAUGCCAUGAUUGUAGCUGGGAUUCCCCUUAUUUUAAUAUGGUUGCGUCUUUGGCGGUCUUCCACCGCUGCUAAUUUGUGUGUGAGGGUUUGCUGAGUGGUUUGCAUUUGGAUUAUUGAUUCAUCAAGUUUAGCUAGUUGGCUCUGCACUGCCAUCACGUCUUCCUCUGUGGCUCUCACCCUUUCUGUGACCACGUGUACCUCUGUUUUUAAGAGGGCAGAAUCGGCGGCCAGCAGUUUGUGGAUGUCUGCUAAUAAUAUUUUUAGGUCCCGUUUGGUUGUCGGGGCAGAGUCAUCAGAGGGGUCUUGCACCGAGGUUAGUGGGGUCUGCUUGCCUUGUUGUUGUUCCCGUGUCGGGUGGGGUUCGGGUGUCGCCACUUGCGGCACUUCCGCGGACGUGGGUCUGUGAGGAGUAGGCCUCUGGAGCAGCUCUCCAAUGUCCCUGGUCUCCGUUGCGGCUUGGGGUUUUUGUGAUCGCCUGCCCAUUGCCUGCUUGUGUGCCGUCGGGGUUGAGGUAUGUGCCUGUUCGACUCCUCUUGCCGUUAUGAUUUCCAGCAGCUCCCCCAGGUCUGGGAUCGAUGGCGUGUGGUAAGCCCGAGACCUUCAUUUCCUUUGGGGUAGUCUCUGGGCGGCGAAGAAAGGCAUCAAUCAGUGCCAGCUGGUUUACUGGAGCUGGUGGUGAAGGUUUCGGGUUCGGAUCGGGCUCGGGUUUGCUUAUAUUUAUGGGACUGUUCAUAUAUGAGUCGGAGCUGGCAGACCCCAUUGAAGUUCAAGGUGAAUUGGAAUAUGGAAUAGAGAGAAUUCUUGACUCCAGACUUCAUAGAGGUAACUUACAAUACCUUAUUAGAUUAUGGAGAAGAAGAUAACACUUGGGAGAAUUCCUCUGAAAUACAUGCAAAGAAGUUGACUACUGCCUUUCACAGAAGAUACCCUCAAAAACCGAGGUAAUAGCACCCGGAGAGUGCUCUUUAGGUGGGGGGUCCUGUCAUGCGGUAACACUUCCAGGUUCGGCACUCCGCUGUGCGGGCCCGGACCCCGCCGCCCUCUGACGCAGCUCUGACGGUAUUUAGGGAGACCGCGCCAGAGAGAGGGGGCUUGGUGAUACUGGGAGCUACUUCCGCCAGACUUACCUCUCCACAGGCUCUGGCAAUGUGGGUCCUACUUCCGAGUAUGCACGCCGGCUCCUGGGACACGCCGGCUCUACAAGCUCUGAAGUCGUCCUAGCCUUCUGGGCUAAGACAAGUAUGCUUCAUGCCAUAGAGGAUUACUGGAGAACAGAAACUCACUUACUUUACAAGUGGACCAUACCUCUGAACUAUUGGAGGAAUACUCACAUUAACCUUAAGUAUAUCUUUCAGCUAUUUGUCUACAAUAUCAUUUAAUAAUGAACUAAUGCUUGCUUACUUAAAUCUUCACUGCUUAAAGCUACUAAUUAUAUGGAGGACAACUCCCAUCAUGCUUAUUCACAAUGAACUGUUUCUUGCUUUGCAAAUACACUCAGUGCUUCAAGCUACUAAUUAUAUGGAGGACAACUCCCAUCAUGCUUAUUAACUAUAAACUGUUCCUGCUUUGCAAAUACUCUCAGCUUACUAGCUUAAAGUUACUAUUGAAGAUUAUUCUCAUUAACCUAAAGAAUGUUACUUAAUGCAUCUCUGAGGAAAUACUUAAUAAUGAACUUUGUGUUGUUGAUUACUUGCACUUCUUCGUAUUGGAUUAUUGCCUAAAUGCAAUUCAUUUAUGUUUAACACUUAUUAAAACUUUGUUUGAAUCAAGUUACCAGCAAAUCUCUCUUUUCUUAAAGCUACAGUAUUGAUACUUUAAAGAUUCUCUGUUUCUUCACUAUUGUAAUUAGGGAGUUUUACAAGCUGCAGUUGAGUUCCAAUCCAAAUCACCCAAGUAGCGUAACACAUUGCACCACAGACUGUCCAGGAGUUGGCAGAUGCUUUAGUCUAGGUCUGGGAAGAGAUCCCUCGGGAGACCAUCCGCCACCUCAUCAGGAGCAUACACAGGCGUUGUAGGGAGGUCAUACAGGCACGUGGAGGCCACACACACUACUGAGCCUCGUUUUGACUUUUUUUAAAGGACAUUACAUCAGCCUGUAGUGUGUUUUUCAACUUUUGAGUGUGACUCCAAAUCCAGACCUCCAUGGGUUGAAAAAUUUGUUUUCCAUUUUUUAAUUUUUGUGUGAUUUUGUUAUCAGCACAUUCAACUAUGUAAAGAAUAAAGUAUUUCAGAAGAAUAUUUAAUUCAUUCAGAUCUAGGAUGUGUUAUUUUUGUGUUUCCUUUAUUUUUUUUGAGCAGUGUAGAUAGAUAGAUAGAAAUAGAUAGAACUAUAGAAAUAGAAAGAUAGAUAUAGUUAGAUAGAUAAAUAGAGAGAGAUAGAAAUAAAUAUAUAUUAUACCAGGGUGGGCAGGAUUCCCUGGGGGAGGAACAACACCAGCCCAUUGAAGGUGGUAAAACCCUAACGGGACCACAAAUAAGGGCAAAUCUAUGAAUGGCACUACUCCUGCCAACCGGUGAUACUCCCCCGAACUACAACCACUAACCACACUAGUUGUAAAACGCAAAAAAAAAGAAUUAAAAAAAAUAGAUAGAUAAAUGGAAAUAGAAAGAGAUAGAAAUAGAUAGAUAGAAAAAGAUAGAUUGUGUGUGUGUGUUCAACAAUAUUUAUUUAGUGUGUGUUUGUAUACAAACACUAUAUAUAGAGAUUUCUCUAUAUAUAGUGUUUGUAUACUAACUUUGGGUUAGGAGGGAUGCCAUGGGGGGGAGGGGGGCAGGCAUAGAGAGAGAGCUGAGUUGUUAGUCAUGUGCGGUAGAGCUCUCAGUUUUUUCAUAGAGCAGCAUUCAAUGUCGCUCUAUUAAGAACCUGAUUGGUGCAGCGCAAAGCUGCGCAUGCACACCAGAGAGCGAUAACGCUUCUCAAAGAGAAGCGUCCUAUUGAGCCCUGCGAUUUCGUCAUUUUGACGAAAAAGCUGGCGUGGCCUGACGAGGAACUCGGUGCUGGAACGGAGGUAAGUUUAUAUCAUAAAAAGUGCUCGGAUUUAUUUUUUAAUAGGGGCAAGUGCAUAUAAAAGCAAGAAAGAAGGCUAGGGGACCUGUCUUUCUUGCUUUUAUAUGUUGACUAUAGUGAUCCUUUAAGCUCAUACACAACCUGACAUAUACAUAGUCGCCUUUUCGGCAUAUGCGGUAUAAAAUAUAAAUUAGGUAAAUGAGGGUUAAUUAAGAUGGCCCUUGAUCUAAAAUGGCCGCUAUAUAUACUCCCAUAAUACAAAACCCUACCUCCUCUUUCUAUAGCCAACCCCCCACAUUAACACCUCCUAUGCCUGUCUCCUAGCCAUGUCAAGGCCCAUUACACUUAGCUGCGCUGCUCCAUGGGCUACAAUAUUGUCAGCAUUGCUUGUAUGCACCUAUACAGCAGGACACAUCAUCUGUCAUGCAAAUAUUGUACAGACACUAGACUUGCACCCAACCUCUCUUUUUCAGAUUGCAAAUCUUGGUAGGUCUGGAAUCUGUUAUGACUGGUUCACUGUAAAAGUUCUGAAAUUAAAUAAAUAGAAAAGUUAAAAACAUAAAUUAACUUGAUAAACCAGUAUUUUAAAAUAAGUAUACUUGUUUGUCAAUAUUUAGCCAGAUUGUUUUACCCUCUCAUGGCCAUUGGAGGUAACUAAAAACCUCCACUUGUUUAAAAAUACAUAGGGAUGUAGAAAGAGCGCAGGUAACUUUUUUUCCUUUGGUUUUUACUAUAUGUAUUUUGGCUAUAGUCAUUGCUGCCGCCCAGGAGUAAUGGGAGUUUGAGCGCAGGACUAGUUUCUUUGUAUUUGUAUUCACUUUUGUAUCACACAGCUAGGUUGCAAUGCUACUGCCCAUCCCAUGUGUUCCUAAAGGUUAAUAAGCAUGUAGGGAUGUAUAUAAAAAAUACCCAUUUCUGUCUCAUUAGAGAUAUUUUUGCCAGAAGCUCAAGGAAGCGAGGUAAAUGGUUAGAGUUAGUACCCACCUAAGAGCUCUGCCUUGAUGUGGCAGGUGGGCAUACCCUCUCAUGGCCAUUGGAGGUAACUAAAAACCUCCAUUUGUUUAAAAAUACAUAGGGAUGUGGAAAGAGCGCAGGUAACUUUUUUUUCUUUGGUUUUUACUAUAUGUAUUUUGGCUGAUGUGUACUAUGGUCAUUGCUGCCGCCCAGGAGUAAUGGGAGUUGGAGCGCAGGACUAGUUUCUUUGUAGAUUGUUUUGAAAUUUGCUGCAAAAAAAUCCACUAGAAAAAUAUAUUUUUAGCAACAGUGAACCUAAUGGGUGUAAUAUACGCUUCUGCGUCUCUUAUUUGAAGGCUGUGUGAUGUUUACAAGUCAUUUAGCUCAGAACUUCAGUUACACUGUUAUUUACUAAAGUGAGCAUUUUAAAAAAUUCUAAAUGAAUUUCAAAAUUUAGGCCAAUAUAGCUGAAUUAGAAUUACAUUUCAGGCUGGCUAUUUGAAUUCCUGGGAAUUCUCAGUUUUAUAUAUAAUCAAAGUUGCCUUUUUAAACAAUACAAAUGAAAUAGUUUACUUUUUAAAGCCAUAAAGAUCUUUAAGUCAUGCAAUAUUUUAUAAUGAUGAUAAAAUAGAUAAAAUACCUAAUGACAGAGCAGUCAUCGCUCUCCUGAGAUAAAUACAUUUAUAUGCUUUCACUUAUAGAUAACUAGUAUUACACAUUACCUUUCCACUUAUGUAAUGUUAAUGUUAGCACAUCUGCUAUCAAAGGUCAUGUUCAUUUGUCAUACUGACCUAGGAAUACACAAGUUUAAUCAUGCAUAUAGUUGCAAUUAUCCUUUUUGUCACUCAUUCUCAGAAUACGACCACAUGACCUUUCUACAUACAUAUGGAUUUGGCUUCAUUUUCACAACACUAAUAAUCCCAAACAGUUCUGACCAGCGGGACUUGGUGGAUUAGUCGGCAUAUUGUGUGGGCCUGCCUUGUUACCUGGGGGAUGCCUUGUGGCUCUCUCUGAGUGCGCAGUAUGGGAUUUAGUCCAUGGUCCCACUUUGUCUUUUGCAUGCCUCAAUUUUAGCCCUCUAGGAUGGGCAUUGACUGAGUAAUUUCCUAUUUGCAGAGAGCAAGCACCCAUUUAUAAUACAACUUUUCAAUGUAUGUGCCCAUAAUAAAAUAUCAUAAUUAUCUUGCCUAUACUUACUUAUUUAUGUUACCAAUGUUACUUAAUUGCAUACUAUCUAAUAUGUGGGGGUUUUUUUUUUUACCUAUGCAACAUAUUUGUCUUUAUUUCUAGAAAUGAAGUGCUUUAAUCAACCAUUUAUACAGAUAUAUUAUGUAUAUUGGUACUGCAUACUACCUGUAUUCUACUUCCCUUCAAUUAAAAGUGACUUACAAAAACCCCCCCCAAAAAACGUGUUUGAGAAUUGAGCAGGUACUAAUCAGGACAGGCAAAUAAAAUUUGCAGAUUCUUACUUUUCAAAUAUUUUCUGUUUAAUAUUCUUAUUCAGACUUAUUGUUUUAUGUUUCGUGGCAAUUAACAAAGUCUACAUAUCUAGGUGAUUUUAUUCAUUUUGCACCAUCAAAAAAAAACUAUUUAGCAAAAUACACAAUCCAGGAGGAUCAACAAUUGUAUGUGUUAGUGUACAUGACAAUAUACAGACUCAGUAAUGCAGUUUCCCAAUUUUCUGAUAUAAUUCCAGUUUCUUUUACAGUUUGCUGAUCACAAAUUACUCUGUUAGCAAAAAUACAGCUUUGUAAGUGGCUAUUUGUUCAAGGCAAAGUACAUACACUAAAUAAGCAUUGAUUAAUAUAUAAUUCCAUUGUUAAGUUAAAUUAAGCAGUUUCAAUAACAGAAUAGGAUACGUGAUAUGAUAAGGGGAGGAGAAAAAGUAGAGUAGAUCAGGCUGGCCUGAAAGGCAUCACCCUCAAGUAUAAGUGAAGCAAGUAAUAUAAUGGACAAUAGAAAGGUGCUGUGUUCCAGAAGCAAGAAAGAUGCCUAAGGCUUAUGUAUCAGCCGAAGACAGUACAUUGAAAACAGUAGUAGUUGGAACUUUUAUUAUGCUACACUAAUCAAGUUCCAUGCUCUCCACAGGCAGCGGAAUCUUCUCUCCAGAGAAUGUUGGACCUUAUUACUAUAAUAUGGACACUGAGGAUGGCCAUUUAGUGAUCUCUGAGUUGAAUGCACAUCCACGUAACUCUUCAACAUAUUAUUCAAUUAAAUGGAACCAGCAUGCUUCUACUAUUAAAAAAUAUUCAUCUGGGACAAAUGUGUUUAAAGGAAGUAUUUUUUUUGAUCUGUUUACCUUCACGGAAUUGAAGGAGCCUGAAGAAAAUUAUACAAUUUGCCAAAAUGAUCUAUGUUGCCAUUUAAAUUAUAAGAGAGCAGAUUAUGGAAAGAAAAAACAGAAUAAUGAGAUUUAUGUGCUUGGUGCUUUUGAUGGUCUUCAUGUGGUCGAAGGGCAAUAUUAUUUGCAGGUAACUAUUUAUUUAUAGUUUAUACAAAUAUUCACUUGCCAUAUAAUUAUAACAGGAAAUGAAUCAGACUUCUGGGGUAUAAUAACCUAUUAAACACUUUUUGUUAAAAAUAAUAGUAUUGCAACAUUAUUUGGCAAAAACAAACUCUACUCAGUAUGCAAGUGACACCACAGUAAGAAUAUUCUAAUCAACUCUUAUUUCAUGGUUAUCUGUUUUGAGAGAACAAGGAGGCAGCUCUCACCCCUCUCCUUUGAUGGGCAUUUAUAUUUGGUGGCACUAGAGAAUAUGUCAUAUCUAUUGCCCUUCCUUUUAUUGUGGAAAAUGUGUUUGUGUUUUUUAGCUGUAAUCACUUUGUUAUAAUGUAUAUUGUCUGGUGAAUGUAAACGAGCCUGGGGAUCAUUAAUUAUUAAUUAAUCUUAUUAUUAAUUGCUAAUGUCAUUUUAAUUUUCAGGUUCAAAGUUAAGCAGUCAUUGUAUCUACAAAGCACUAACUGAGAUUAGUGUUAGAGCAGUCCCUCCCAUUUUUUUAUUAUUGUUUUACAAACCAUGCAUUCAAAUGCAAUAGAAAAAUAAUAUAUACAUAUGCAUAUAUAGACAGGGCCGCCAUCAGGGGGUGACAACCAUGGUGGUUGUCACGGGCCCGACGGUCCUGGGGGGCCCGGACUGCUCUGGCAGUCCCAGGCCCCACUUUCUUUCUCUACACACAUAGAUAGUGAAUAUCGCUAUCUAUGUGUGCAGCCGCGGGCCCCCGGCUCCCUGUUACCGCAGAGGGGGCCCAGCACACUGCCUCUACUCUUCUCUUCUAAUAACUCUCGUGUGACCCGGUUACCAUGGCAAUACUCCGCUAAUUUAGGCGUUAAAUAUCUUUAAUUUCACAGCCCUACUUACACCUCCCAUGGCUGAAAAUCACACAGCCAUCACUUUACACUUUCUGAAAAAUAGAACCACUCUAUCUUACAUUCAGUGUCAGCUAUAUUUGUAAAAGUCCUAGGAUUUAAUUAUUUAGUCGUUUUUGCUUAUAUCUAUGUUUUCCUAGCUUAGAAAUGUGCGUAGUGAAUAUUCUCUAAACUGUUAUUCAAGUAAGUGUGAAUAACAUGCUAUAGUGUGCUUCCAGUGUCAGGGUCGUCUUUUCGCAUGGGCAUACUGGGCACUUUCCCGGGGGCCCCACAAGCAUAGGGGCCCCACAGUGUUGCCCAUGUACUGGGCUGAUAGGGGAGAUCCUUUGAUCUCCGCUGCUGGCCCACGGAGAGCCGGCCCUGCUUACUUGUUCUGGGCCCUCUUGGGCCAGUGGGGAGAUCAAAGAUCUCGUUAGAGGGAGGGUGGGAGGACCUGGGAGGUAUUUCCUCCCAUGAGCAUGCUGGUCUUAGUAGUGCUUGCAGAGAAACCAGGUAUGUUCUAUCCCUGCACCCUUACAGGCCCCCCCCCUCUCCCUUCACAGCCUCCCUCCUUCCUUCACAGAUACCCCUUCUCUCCCUUCACAGACUCCCUCUCUCCCUGCACUCAGACCCCUCUUUUUUUGUAUAGUCCCCCUCUUUCCCUGCACAGGUCACCUCCCUUCCCUGUCUAGUCCCGCUCUCUCCCUUCACAGACACCCUUCCUUCAUAGACACACUCCCUGCACAGACACCCUUCCUCACUCACAGUCUCCUCCCUCCCCUGUAUAGCCCCCUCUGUCCUUUCACAAACCCCCUCUCUCCGUUCAUAGACCCCCUGUUCACCAACACAGGCCCCCUCUCUCCCCUGCACAGGCCUCCUCUAUCCCCUGCACAGACCCCUCUCUCCGUGCACUUACAGAUCCCUUCCCUCCCUGCAUUCUCACAGACCCCCUCCCUCCUUCCACUCUCACAGAACCCAUUCCUACCUGCACAGAUUCCUUGUCUCCCUGAACUCUCACAGAACCCCUUUCUCCCUGCACCUGCACCAAGUGCAAAUAGAAAAUAUUUUCCCAUACAAAACAUGUUUUCAUUCAAUAAGUGCCAAUACAAUUGUCAGUUUCACCAAUAAUUAUACAUUGCCACUUUAUUGGUGAAACUGACAAUUGUAUUGGUUCGUAUGCAAUAAAAAAAUAUUUUGUGCUAGAAAAGAUUUUGUAUUUGGGUCAAGAUAGGGGCUGCAAAAACGCUAUGCCACUGUGUGGUUAUAUUUAUUAUACUAGGGAAUAAUGAAUAAUGACAUUUAAGUGAGUGAAGCAAAGAGAUUAUGGAGAUAAACGUUAGUUUAUUUGAAUAUGAGAUGCUGGAAGAAUUUUAAAAACACAUUCAAAUCUUUAUCUAUAUUUUUUUUUUUAGGUGUGCACACUAUUGAAAUGUUUAAGCUCUGACUUGAAUACAUGUGGUGAAUCUGUAGAGACAGCUUCUACCAAAUUUAAACAAUUUACUCUCAGCGGAAGUUUUUCUACAAAUUAUGUAUUUCCAGAAGUUUUGCUGAACAAUGUUAAUUUGGCUCCUAAUCUGUUUAAGGUAAAUGCAAGUUAUGUGUUGAUUUUUUGUUUACCCAAUAAUAUUACCCCCCUUCCACUUUCUUCUUAAACAGACAGCCUAAGCACCAUAUUUGCUAGAAUGCACUCUAAAGGUUAUGGUAAACCAUUUUCAAAUAGUUUGACAAUUAUCCAGGUCCACCAGAGCCCCUUUGUCUAGUCCUCUCUUAAAGUAUCACUACAGAACCUACUUCCAUGUUAGUCAUAUACCUUCCACCUCUCGAUGUCAUACAUUUUACAAGAAUUAUGCCAUUGUAAUAUUUAUUACAAAAUUUCCCAAACAAAAAUGUUACUCUCUUUUAAGGGCAGCAAAUAUGCAUGUAUUCUUAUUUAUUAUUAUACUUUUUUAUUAAGUGCUAACACAUUGUACAGUGCUGUAAAUGGGUACAAUUGGUACAAGUAAAAAGACAAAGGUACAAUACAUCCGAGAGUCAAUAAAAACUUUGACAAACACUGGAGGAGUUGAGGUCCCUAUUCCCUUGAGAAUUUUUAGAUGGAUAGGAGUAGUGAAAAACAGGUGGUGGGAACCUCAACGGUGAAAAUAAUGUUAACUGAGAGUCAUAUGACAGCAUUUGUUAGUCAGGUGGAAUGCGUUAGUUAUUUAGUUGAGUGGCAGGCUUCCCUGAACAAAAAUGUAAUAUAAAGAAUGCAAACUGAAGUCAAGUGUAAUUUAGAAAGAGAGGACUUCAGGUUAUUGGGAGAUAGUGAUCAGCAGUGACAGAGAAGUCUGAAAUCCAAGUAGAGCUAGAAGUGAGAAGAAGGAGCUCAGUCUUGGACAUAAUGAUCAUUAGGUGGCGAGGGUCCAUCCAGGAAGAAAUGCUAGAUAAACAGUCGCUGACAUGAGUAAAGACAGAGAGAGAAAGAUCAGGGGUGGAGAAGUAGUCUGUCACCAGCAUAAAGCCGAUAUUUGAAGCUGUAGUUGUUGAUAAUCUUACUGUCAGGGUGGCGGUCCGGUGCCCGGGACCCAGACACUGUCCAGGCGGCGGUGCGAGGACCAGGACCCAGUAUGCCUGAUGAUAUAAGUAGGAGUCACAGUGUGGAGGUGGAUUAGCAGGGUCUGGUGCAGGGUAACUAUUUGUGAAAAACUGGGGAUUUAGCUACAUUAUUUGAUCAUACAUUGCAUAAGCCUGCCACAACGCCAUUGUACCCCAUAUUUGGCAGGUCCUACUCUGCCUAAUGUAUGCUAAAAGAACCAUAACAAAACACAUAUAGCACUUACCUGCAAGAAAAGGCAGAGGACUUGAAACCACUGCUGCAGGUCCAGACUGAAACAAAAGGAAUCAUGGAAAAGGAACGGGUGUGGCAACAUAAAACAAACAUUUAAAUGAAUUCUGGAGACUGGGAAUUCCAGGGAUGGAAUACAGGAAUGAACCCAGAAAACCCAGCAUAAAGAAAACCAGACAUAGAAUAGAAACCAUAAAAAGCAAGAAAAACUAAACAAGAAUUGUAAAAAGAGUACUGGAUACCAGAAGCCAUUGCCAGAAUGAUCUGCAGCUAGGAACAGGAUGUGACACUUACUUUGAGAAGAAGUAUAAAUGUUGAAAAGUAGAGGACCCAAUAUAGAACCCUUGACAUACUCCAAGUCACAGGGGCAUUGAAGAUGUCAUCAAAUUACAUAUAAAAUUACUUAUUAGAGUGAUGAGUGGAUCCAAGAGAAAGAAUUGUUGCUAAGACCAAGAGAGCUGUGGGUUGUCAACUAUGUCGAAGGCAGCUGAGAGGUCAAAUAAGAUAAGAAAGAAGAGUAGUGGUUGGUCAUUUCGGGACAGUUUCAGUCAAAUGUGGGGGAUGGACGCCAGAUUGUACGGGAUCAAGCAGGGAAUUGGAGGAUAGGAAGUCGUCAAAGCCAAAAAAGCAGGAUACUUUAUGGUAGCAUAAAGUUUUUUAGAGAUCAAAAUAAUCAGAAAACAAAUCUUUGUGGCACUAUUUACUUUGUGUUUUUUAGUUAUUUGUCGUCUCUUUUCUUACUCUUUCCUAUUCUUAAUAUGUUUUUUUUUUUUAGGUUAUGAGUGAUGGGCGCCUUGUGAGUAAACCUGCUAUAGCAACUCACCCUCUAUUAAGUGUGACACUUUUUGGAAGGCUGUAUGAGAAAGACCCAGUUAAUUAAUAAUAUUGCCUACAAAACUCUGUUUCAACAAUAUAUAAUCAGUUCCAGAUGUUUAAGGAACCAGUAAAACACAAUUUCUGGUUUACUGCUUCCAAUGCUAAACUGCACAUAAAUUGAUUCUGUGAUGUGAAUCAAUAAAUUAAGUUUAAUUUAAACAAACAAUGUAAAUUUUCACCUACUUUUACAUAAAUUAAAUUGCAGUGCUUUAAAUCUGCUUCUCUACAAUAAAAAACAUGAAUCCUCAAAAGUGUCUCUCUCUCUCUCGAAAUAAAUACUGUUGGGGAUAUAGGUGCUGGAACAUUGGCAGAUGGUGUUCAUUUCGGCUUCUUGUUACUUAAUUGUAUGUUCUCUUUUACCAAUGGAGCAUGUUUUGAUCCAGAAGCAUAAGGAAUGUAAUGUCAUAUCCCUUUCACCCACCGCAAUCUCCACUUACUCAAUGAAUACAGCUCAGGAAGCAGUGACAGACAGCCACAAUGUACAAUGCAUGUGACUGCUCCUCUACAUACACUGAUCAGCCACAACAUUAAAACCACCUGCCUAAUAUUGUGUAAGUCCCCCUUGUGCUGCCAGGCAUGGACUCCACAAGAC